AUGUCGCUUCGCACCGCUUCGCACCAGGUAGUUUGCGAGGAGGAUCUAGAGAAGGUUGCUUCGAAAGCUCCUCGGGCCGUCGUGCUGAUUCCCGACCUGGCCGAUGAGGACAGCCCAGAAGGCUGGCAGGUCUUGGGGGAGACCCCGCAGAGGGUGGAAGCGUCUGUGCGUGAAAUGCUGGAGAAGGCGCUGCACGACCUGCAGCACGAGAUCCCCGAGGAGUUUCGGGAGCACCCAGCCGUGAAAGAGCAAUGUUCGAAGUUGCGAGACUUACUCAGUGCUCGCCAGCCUUUUAGCCUCCAACUCCGAGACGUGGCUUCCCACGAGGAGAGCACGGGCAGCAUGGAGGGCACCUUUGAGGGCUCUGAGCGAAUCCCAACCUGGGUAGAGGCCUUCCUUGAGGGCCACGACCUCGAAGACCACGGGGCAUCCGAGUGGAAGGACGCGAUCCAGGCCGUGCCUUCGCGCGCGCUUGCGGCAGAGUUGGGCUCUGCUUCAUCGCUGAAGCGCUGCGUCAUUGCGCCGGGAAACGGGUGUUCGCCGAUUCAGGAGGCGAAUUGGUAUGCCUGGUUGGCAAGCAGCCUGAAACGCAGCCGCACGUUCGAAGAGGUUCACCUGCGGGACUUUCCCGACCCUGAUGAGGCGAAGCGUGAGAUAUGGGUGAAAUUCCUGCAAGAGGAUCUUGCAGUCGGACCCGAUACAGUACUUGUGGGGCAUUCCAGUGGUGCCCAAGCAGCCAUGCGAUUUGCAGAGCAAGAGGUCGUUGGUGGUUUGGUGCUUGUGGCUGCCUGUCAUAGUGACUUGGGUGAUGCGCUCGAGCGUGCCUCUGGAUACUACCCUCCGAGAGGAGGGCCGUGGAACUGGGCCGCCAUCAGAAGAAACACCGGCUGGAUUGUCCAAUUUCAUUCCGAAGAUGAUCCCCUGGUUCCUGUGUCAGAAGGGCGUGCAGUGGCUCAGGAGCUUCAAAGUGAGUAUAUCGAGUUGAAGGGGCGCUCCCAUUUCUUUGAGCCCUGUGAGGAACUCUUGGAGGUCCUAUGUUCCAAGAUGACGCGAGGCUGA
Molecule: messenger RNA, 1059 nt
Organism: Symbiodinium natans
Lineage: Eukaryota; Dinophyceae; Suessiales; Symbiodiniaceae
Source: the annotation of a GenBank genome assembly